This is a messenger RNA of Trypanosoma cruzi, 1260 nucleotides long. RefSeq names its product mucin-associated surface protein (MASP), putative. Lineage: Eukaryota; Euglenozoa; Kinetoplastea; Trypanosomatida; Trypanosomatidae. The coding region runs from base 1 to 1260 and encodes 419 amino acids. The transcript has a single exon. The record is from RefSeq and is a predicted model, not a curated record.
AUGGCGAUGAUGAUGACUGGCCGUGUGCUGCUGGUGUGUGCCCUCUGCGUGCUGUGGUGCGGUGCGGUUUUUGGACACGCGAUGGACGAUUACUGCAGUGAGGGUGGAGGGAACGGUUUGAGGCACACGAGUAAUGGUGGAGAUGACGGCGUGUCUCUAAAGGCGAACUGCGGGCUGUUAUCCACUCGAAUGGCAUUAAUAAAGGCGGUUGAGGCGGAGGAUGGACAAGAAUUGAGUGGUCCAGACUCGCCUCAGGAUAAGUCGAAGGUAUCAUCACCUGAUAAUAAAUUGGGCAAUAAUACGCAGUCCACUGGAGCGCCUGGUGCAGGAGGAAGUAUUGUCGGAGGUCAACCAGCAGAACUACCGCCGAAGCCCGGAGGAUCAGGUACAGAAGAACAGGUUAGGAAAUUAGAAGUGGUGGAUACAAGUGGUGAAGAAGUAGCAGGAGAUAAGAAGGAUCACGAGGACGGUACGGCAACUGGGCCCCAACACCAAAGCGUUGAUCAAUUGUCUUCUUCUUCCUCUUCAUCCGGCAGCUCUGGCACUGAGGGUGUCAAGCAACCCUCUUUGAAGGAAAAUUCCGAGAUUAGUGAAACCUCCAAUAGCCGGCCGCAAGAAGAAGAAGUUCUUCCCAGUGAAUCUGACAGUCCUGAAGAAGAGGCGGAUGUAACAAUACUAUCAGAACAAGAGACGGAAGAACUGGUGAAAAAAAAAGAAGACAAAAAAAACGCAAUUAAUGAGGCACCAACAGAAACACAUGGAAAUCCCACCAAUAACGCAGAAAUACAAACAGCAAUACCAACAACGCAAGUGAAUGGAGAUUCCAGCCCUGAGACUUUAGAGGACGUCCAACAGCCAGAAGAAGUCCAAGGCGAAAAGGACUCAAACAACAAUUCACAAACAAAGAGCGCUGUCACCAUCGCAGCCAAUCAACACAAUGAAACAUCUGCCGACCAUGGAGAAUCAGGGCCACCUUCACCCACGGUAAACGGUGAUGCCGCCGAUAAUGAAGCUGACAAGAGCACUGAAGACGGCACCCCGAACAGUGAUCCAGCAUCCGAUGCUCCAGGGACAGCAGAGGGAAAACAAAAUGAAAAUAAAGAUGCCAAUCCGAAAGAAACACCAGUGACGGCCACAGCCAUGAAAACCACAACGGUGACGACUGGCGACAGUGACGGCAGCACCGCGGUCUCCCACACCACCUCCCCUCUCUUGCUUCUUCUUCUUGUUGCGUGUGCGGCUGCUGUGGUGGCCGCGUGA